Messenger RNA from Penicillium cataractarum, 615 nucleotides. RefSeq names its product putative carbonate dehydratase. Gene Ontology annotation, molecular function: carbonate dehydratase activity; zinc ion binding. The transcript has 2 exons. Lineage: Eukaryota; Fungi; Ascomycota; Eurotiomycetes; Eurotiales; Aspergillaceae. The record is from RefSeq and is a predicted model, not a curated record. Gene Ontology annotation, biological process: cellular response to oxidative stress; cellular response to carbon dioxide. Gene Ontology annotation, cellular component: cytoplasm. Bases 1 to 615 code for a protein of 204 amino acids.
AUGCCGAUCCGAAUGUUCAAUGACGCUGCUACCAACCCCGUCCCUUCUGAGACGGUGGAUAAUCAACGAAGCGUGAAUUAUGCGACGAGGACGAUUGGUGCGAACUUCAUACCGCGCCCGCAGCAAUCAGAGAAACAGAUUCUCUGGAUAGGCUGCUCAGAUAGCGACUGCAAAGAGACGACGAUUCUGGACUUUCUUCCUGACGAGAUGCUCGAGCAUCGAAAUCUCGGCAACAUGAUUAUUGAUGGUGAUCUGUCCUGCGAGACCUCGGUGAAACAUGCAGUCGUUGACCUGCGGGUCAAACACAUCGUCGUAUGUGGCCAUUAUGGUUGUGGUAUUGUCAAAGCAACGUCGAGAAAUGGCUUGCCAGGUCCGUGGUUGAGGAAGCUUGAUUCCCUCCACGCGAAACAUCGGCACGAUAUCGACCGACUACCUAUGAUCGAACGGGACAGCGCCUUUGUCGAAUUGAAUAUACUGGAACAAUUGCGCUCUUUGCGCAAUAUCUCGGAAGUGGCUGAUGCGACGAGGCGGGGACAUUUGGAUUUACAUGGAAUCGUUUACGAUCCGACAAUUGGGAGGGCGCUGUCAGUGAAUGAAGCUACCGAGGAACCAUAA